AUGAACAUAAGUAGUAUUCAUCGCAGAUAAUAUAAUCAAUAUUAACUAGAAAAAGUAGUUGUGUUGCCAUUAAUCUAAAAAGAGUCUUCAAAGGAGAAUCCGCUUAGAGAUGACGAAGUCUAGAGUUGCGAAGAAAAGAUGAAAUAAACAUUAAAAUUGUUAGAUAAAAAUUUUUAAAGGUUAUCUCUUGACAAUUAAAAGCAAUUAGAAAGACUGUAUCCAUUAACUCCGCUCCAACGUAAACAGAUUAACGAAUAUAAUUUAUUGAACUAACUUCAUUUAAAAGCUAACAAAAAAAAGCCCUAAAUUGUAAAAGUAGAAAAAACUGAGCCAAAUAAAAAAGCUUACUUAAUUCAGGAAUCAAAAUCCCUCAAUAAUAUUAAUUAGAUUGGGUUAAGUAUUUAACAAAAAAAAAUAACCCAAUAACUUAAAAGGCUUGAGAAGUAUACGAGUCAAACGCUUAUUCUUCCCACCCAAAGUACAACCUAAACAGAAUAGGCAACUAAUACUAAUCAAAACUUAAACACGGGCAAUGAAGUUUAGUAAAGCUAUAAUUAAUAUAAUAGCAACAGCGGCAAUAACUAUAACAAUAGUAAUAAUAAUAACAAUAACUAUUACUAAAGCUGCAUAAGUUAAAGCAGUUAAAACUCUCAAAAUUUCGUAAAUAACUAUGAAAAUGUUGGGAUUAAAAAAGAGGUAAAUAGAUCUUAAAACUAAAAUGAAAGCUACAACAAUUUUAUAAACACUUAUAUUUCUUGCUUUAAUGGAAAGAAUUUUACUCAGUUUAUCAAAAAAUAUGACAAAGAUUUGUUAACUGUUUAUGACUGCUUUAUGAAUAUCAACUUUCAAAUACCGUAUCAUAUGACUUCUGAUAAUAAAAGGAGGAUUAGGAAUCUUUUAGAUAGGUAUAAAAACCUCAACAAAAGAGUUAACAAUUCAGCAUUUAGACACGAAAGAAAUGUUUAGUUUAAAUAAAAAUAAUUUAAAAUGUUUGAUCAAUUUCAAAACCUGUCUGACAAAGAUAAAUUUAAUCUUUUAAGAAUGUCUAGUUUUCCUCCAUUAAAGCUUUUCCCAACACUUUCAAUGUUAAAAUACGAAGUAGAUGAUACAGCUAUUUUAUUUGACUCUAAAUUUGAAAGUGGUAAUUUAAGGAGAGUGUAUAAGGUUGCUGAAAACGAGUAUAACUUAAUACUUGAGUUUGACUCUGGAACAGAUCAUUUUACUUAAUGGUACUUUUUUAGAACUUUGAAUAUAAAAAAAAAUACAAAAGUAAAGUUCAAUAUUGUGAAUCUUUACAAAGAAAGGAGCCUUUAUGAAAAGGGUUUAAGGCCUGUUGUAUUUUCUUAAAAAGCAUUUGAGCAAAAGGGAGAGAAGUGGCAUAGAGAUUGUGAAAACAUUCAAUAUGCAAGAAAUGAAUUUAAAAGAAUAAAUUUCAGUAACAUGAUCAGUAAUAAUAACAUAUUUAUUUAUUAAUAGCUAAAUUAAAAUAAUUAGUAAAAUUCAAUAGAUUAAAGUUGUAAUAAUUAAAUCAACUAAAAUACUAAUUAAACUAACAAUAACAACAACAACAAUAAUAAUAAUAACAUAAACACUAAUAGCACUAAUUGCAAUUCAAAUUUAAAUAACAACUCUAAUAACAAUGCUUAAAAUAAAAAAAGAAACUACAGGAAUAGUAUUAAUAUGCCUUCGGUUUAUUAUAGCACUCUCUCAUUUACAUAUACUUAUAAAUAUGACGAUGAUAUAGUAUAUUUUGCUCAUUCAGUGCCUUAUACAUACUCUAAUCUCACUCAUUAUCUAUCAAAGCUCAAUUAACAUCAAUAAUAGAAUAAAUUUUAUAAGGUUGAAUCACUAACAACAACCCUGAUAGGAAACAAAGUAUUUUGUAUCAGCAUUUCUGAUAAAAUCAAUGAACCUUCAACUCAAAAUUAAGACAAAAAAGAAGUGAUAAUUUGCAGCAGAGUUCAUCCUGGUGAAACAAAUGCUUCUUGGAUUAUGAAGGGAAUGCUUGACUUUUUGCUGUCAGAUCAUGAAAUAGCGGUUGAAUUAAGGAAGAAAUAUAUUUUUAGAAUGAUCCCUAUGCUGAAUCCAGAUGGAGUAAGAUAUGGAAAUUACAGAUGUUGCUUGUUUGGAAAUGAUUUAAAUAGAAAAUGGAAAAAGGCUUUAGAUUACAUUCAUGCUCCUAUUCAUUCUGUUAAAAAACUUAUAUAAAAACUACAGGAAACAGAAAAGUAAGAGUCCUGCAAUGAUUUGGCAACUCCUAAACAAGAAAAAGAAACCUUGAAAAGUAAAGGCAAAGUAGAACUACUUUGUGAUAUUCAUGGACAUUCUAAAUCAAUGGGAGCAUUCAUAUAUGGCUGUUAAUAUAGAUAUGAAGAUGAAAAUACAAAUAAACCUAAUUACAAAGAAUUAAACAAUCUAAUUAAAGUAUUUCCUUACUUAUAUUCACAGAGGAAAUAAUAUUUUAGUUUUGAAAAGUGUUGCUUUGCUGUUUAAAGAGAUAAACUUGGUACUGCAAGAGUUGUAGGUUUUUAAGAGCUCCAAAUUCCAAAAUCCUACACUUUAGAAUGCUCCUUUUUAGGUUUUAAAAAUCCAUAAAUAACAACUCAAUAAGAAGAUGGUUAAAGUAACCUUUUAGAAAUGAACGUUGAGCAUUUUGAAGAGGUGGGAAGAGAGUUUUUGAUUACCCUGCAUAUGAAUUAAGACCAAUAAAUCAACUAAUAAAUCACUGAUUUAUUUACUUUUAAAGAUCAGCAAAUUUAAAAUACAUAAAUAUUAAUAGAAGAUUUAUAAAAAAAAAUAAGCUCAGCAAAACCAUUUGAAAUGUAGCAGCCUUAGUUUUUAAAUACAGGAUUUAAUUACAAAGCGAGUGAAAAAAUUAACUAAAAUAAUAAUAAAAAAGAGCAUCAUCUUCAUCAUCAACAUUAGGAUCUUAAACCAAAGAUUUAUGAAGAAAAUGAUACUAAUAAUACUGAUUAUAGCAAUAAAAAUUUUAUUUCAAAUACAAUAAAUUUACCAUAUAUUAUGCCAAUUUAAAAGAAGAAAUCUUUUGAUCAUGCAAAUGAUUUAAAUUCAAAUGAAGAAAAUAUUCUAGAAAACUUAACCAAAAGACUAAAGUAUUAACUGAAAAGUUAAAGAUCACAAGAAUAUAAUUUUUAGAGUAUAAAAUUUUAAGAGCCAGAUCUAAGUUAGCUUUAAUUCAGCAAUAAAAACUAGCAUUUAGAAAGUAGCUCCAACAAUCAGAGUGAGCAUAACAUGUUGAACAAAAAAAUCUUAAAUUAAGAUUUCUAAAAAAACCCAGCUCUUAUCUUUAAUUCAGAAAACAUUAAAAAUAGUAAUUUUUCUCAGCAUUUUGGAAAAUUUUCCAAGUAAAUUUAAAAUAAACCUCAAAGAUUCUAAUUCAAAGAAUAUACUUUAGAAAAAGUAUCGAUGAGUGCUGUUUGA
Tetrahymena thermophila SB210 is the source of this 3441-nucleotide messenger RNA. RefSeq names its product zinc carboxypeptidase family protein. Gene Ontology annotation, biological process: protein side chain deglutamylation. Lineage: Eukaryota; Ciliophora; Oligohymenophorea; Hymenostomatida; Tetrahymenidae. The transcript has 8 exons. The record is from RefSeq and is a predicted model, not a curated record.